Molecule: messenger RNA, 1572 nt
Organism: Diorhabda carinulata
Lineage: Eukaryota; Metazoa; Arthropoda; Insecta; Coleoptera; Chrysomelidae
Exons: 7
Coding region: 145-1521 (458 amino acids)
Biological process (GO): muscle tissue development; sarcomere organization
Cellular component (GO): Z disc; nucleus; cytoplasm
Molecular function (GO): structural constituent of muscle; actinin binding
Source: RefSeq, a predicted model, not a curated record
CGCUAGAUGCCGCUUUGGACGUAAUAUUUUGACAAGAUCAGCGGGACUUUUAAUUUUGUCAUAUUAGUUAAUCAAAAUUUCAAGUAAAGUGACUUAAAUUUUGGAAAUAUUCACGGAAAUUCUAAUAAUUAAUAUCUGAUUAAAAUGACUUGUGCGAGAUGUGGUUGUGGUGUUUAUAGAGCCGAGGAUCAAAUUAUUAUGACCAAAGUGUGGCACAAAUGUUGUUUUCGAUGCGGUAAUUGUAAUUGUUUAUUGAAUAAAUAUUCGGCUAGACUUUUUCAAGGAGAUAUAUUUUGUGACCGCUGUUAUGGUAUGAUAAUUGAUGAUUUAGAAUCAUUUUCUCAGCCAGUACACAAAACUUGUCGAGUAGUUUCUUCGCCAAAUUGUAUUUGUGCAAAAGAAGAUACCGGGCAUUUAAAAAAUACGGUUCCCGCACCAACUUUCAAUUAUUGUAAAAAAUACGAUAUACAUAUACCAUCGGAUUUAAAGAAUAUUUCAUCAAAGGCUAUUAAAUCUUGUAGUUGUUUACCCGAUCUCAAUAAAGACAAGUCGUAUUGUUUUGCUUUCCCAAUUCCAAGAGAGGUAGCAAAUUACUACAACAGAAUUAAUAUGAGAAGGAGACAGGGUAAUCCCAAACAUCUUUAUGCCGAAGAUAGACCUGAAACGUCUCCCAGACGUACAGAAAUGGGUCCUUGCAUUACUAUACGCACUGUAUCUCCUUCAAGAAAACAUCGUUCUUCUAAAUAUCGUGGACAUUGCCCUGAAAACAAUCAGGAUUACAUUGCUAGAUGUUGUUGCAAACAAACUCCAGAAAAUUAUUGUUGUUGCGUGAACGACACGUCGCGAUUUCCUAAACAGGAGUGUACUUGUUGUCAUAUACGCGGAUGUUCACCAAAUAGAAGGACGACGUCUCCUCCAAGAAAAAGUCCACCUGAACAUUGUCCCCGUUGUUGUUCUGAAUACUCUAAAAAUUUCAAUCGUCCCCCGAUUCAUCGUAGACCAUCUAGCGAUCCCGAUUUCACCGAUAAUAAAAUACACAUUUGUUAUACCGAUUGUCCCAAAAACAGGGAAUCAAAUAAAUGUUGUAAAUGUCGUUAUCAUAAUCAGGAUUACGUAGACAGUUAUCAUCAUUCGGAUCAUUCGGAAGACGUUAAUGAUCGCACCGCCCUCGGUCCCAUAUGUGCUUGUCCCAUUCACGAUAAUAGUAAUCGCGAAAAAUCUGAUAAAGGGAUGCAGAACUGCGUUUGCGGCAAACUGAAUCCUUGCAAUUGCAAAAUUAGUCGGAUCAGGGACGAAUGUACAUCUAUAUGUAUCAGAUGUAAUCGAAAGGUGUAUGCUGCUGAAAAAAUAUGUAUAUCUAGUGGUCCAUUUCAUACGAGCUGUUUUUCAUGUUAUUGUUGUCAUAAAUUGUUGGACGUUAAAAACGUUUACGAGCACAAAGGCGAAAUAUACUGUAAAAAUUGUUAUAACAAUUUUACGGGCAAUCAGUAUUACGGAUACGGAGUUUCACAAUGCUUUUAAAUUUCAUUGUUUUGUUAGAACCAUGAUAAAUAAAAUUAUAUCAAAAAAAAC